Messenger RNA from Chaetomium strumarium, 1348 nucleotides. Its product is annotated as histidine phosphatase superfamily. The transcript has 2 exons. Gene Ontology annotation, biological process: negative regulation of glycolytic process; regulation of pentose-phosphate shunt. Gene Ontology annotation, cellular component: cytosol. Gene Ontology annotation, molecular function: fructose-2,6-bisphosphate 2-phosphatase activity. Bases 202 to 1104 code for a protein of 300 amino acids. The record is from RefSeq and is a predicted model, not a curated record. Lineage: Eukaryota; Fungi; Ascomycota; Sordariomycetes; Sordariales; Chaetomiaceae.
CGUCACCACAGUGACCGCACCAACAUCAGCCCCACUUUAACCUCCAGUCCACAAGAUUCUGAUUUUCACUGGUCACCUACGCCUUUUCUCCAACCACCGCGUCACAACACCCUUAACGCUCCCUCGCCCUCGCAUGCAGCGCACCAACGCAAUGAGCAUUUCCUAAGAAAUGCUAGAGCAUUAGAGGAGCAGUUCGCCACAAUGCGGCUCUUCCUCGUCCGCCACGGGGAAACGGUCGACAACGUCGCUGGCAUUUACGCAGGAACCCGCGACUCGCCGCUCACCUCCCACGGCGUGCUGCAGGCGCGCCGGCUCGGUGCACACCUUGCCGCGCUAUCCGCCCGCAUGGGUCCCGUUCGGCACGUGUUUUCUUCCGACCUGAGGCGUGCUGUGGAGACGGCCCAGGCCGUGGUCGAUGCGUUCAAUAACUCCCGCAUCCAAGCCAGCCUCAGCUCGGAAGCGAGCCAGGACGAGGGCGGAACUGCAGACUCCGACGCCGCGGCGAGGCUGGCGCUGGUCUCGCUCCCCGAGCUGAGAGAGCGCGAUUUCGGCUCCGCCGAGGGCGCGAAAUACGGCGUGGUGUCCCUGACGGAUGCUGAGACGCGCGAGCAGAUGCGUGCGCGCGCUGAGAGAUUCGUGCAGGAGCGCUUUCUGCCGCUACUGGAGAAGCACGGUAAGGAGGACGGGUCCGUCGUGGUGGUCGCUCACGGGAUGAUUCUCGACUCUCUCUUGCGCGUGCUUCUGGCCAGGUUCGGCCCGUCUGAUCUGACUCCGCUGGGGAACCCGCGGGCGGCGGUUUGGAGCAAUACCGGCUAUGCUGAGCUCGUUGUCACCGUUAGCGCUCCCUGCGCCUCGGGGGCUGAUGGCCCAGAGAUUCCAGGGUCGUCGUCGGUGGAUGUGGUGCCUGGUGAUAGGGUGCCCACGCCACUCCCGAGACACCAGGAACAGCGGAUUAAGCUGGCCCUUGCGGGAAUCAACGUGCUGAAACACCUCGACGGCUUGAAGAAGACUCGAGGCGGCAUCGGCAGCGCCCAGUUCGACAAACGGCAGAGGACAAUGGAUUCGUUUUUCGGGCCAGCGGCAAAGAAGCCGAGAGCCGAAUGACGUCUUGAGGGCUUAACGGGAUAUCCGUUAACGUCCGCCUCAAAAACCGAUCCUGAUGCCCUUCAGCUGUUAUGGUAAGCCUUGAUCUCAGUUUCGUUUCGCCGCCCCUAUCAUGAUGAUAGAAACAAUGUUCACAGACCUGUACCGAAGUACUAUGUGGAAAAACUUGUCCAACCGCUAUCUGAGAUAAUUCUGUCCCUCUCACGUCAUGCGUUCAGUUUUGGCUUCCAGUUGCUGACCUCUG